Gastrolobium bilobum is the source of this 2237-nucleotide messenger RNA. RefSeq names its product serine/threonine-protein kinase Nek2-like. NCBI's taxonomy places the organism in Eukaryota, Viridiplantae, Streptophyta, Magnoliopsida, Fabales, Fabaceae. The record is from RefSeq and is a predicted model, not a curated record. Gene Ontology annotation, molecular function: ATP binding; protein kinase activity. The coding region runs from base 239 to 2107 and encodes 622 amino acids. The transcript has 15 exons. Gene Ontology annotation, biological process: protein phosphorylation.
UCAUUUUCUUGCGCUCUCAACCACAAUGGCGAAAGAGCUUUUGCAGCUUCCUCUGCUGCUUCUUCUUCCCCAACAACGGUGUCGUUUUGCAGUUCCUCUGCCAAUGUCGAAGCUCUGACUCUCAGAUUUGUCUCUUCCCUCUUCCUUUUGAAUCCCUUCUCUCCGCUGAACUUGUUCUUACACUGUCUCAGUCUGUACUUUGUACUCAGCAGAGGGAAAUCUCUUACUUAUUGAUGACAUGGAGCAGUAUGAAAUACUUGAGCAAAUUGGAAAAGGUGCUUUUGGUUCUGCCCUUCUUGUGAAGCAUAAGCAUGAGAAGAAAAAAUAUGUGCUUAAGAAGAUUCGCCUUGCCCGCCAAACUGAGCGCUCUCGUAGAUCCGCACACCUGGAGAUGGAGCUCAUCUCCAAAUUAAGAAAUCCUUUUAUUGUGGAGUAUAAAGAUUCAUGGGUUGAAAAGGGUUGCUAUGUGUGCAUUAUCAUAGGUUAUUGUGAGGGUGGAGAUAUGGCGGAAGCUAUAAAGAAAGCUCACGGUGUUAUGUUUUCUGAGGAGAAACUGUGUAAGUGGCUUGUUCAACUUCUUAUGGCACUUGAUUACUUGCACAUGAACCAUAUUCUUCAUCGUGAUGUUAAGUGCUCAAAUAUAUUCUUGACAAAAGAUCAUGACAUGGUUCUUGGUGAUUUUGGACUUGCCAAAAUGUUGACUUCAGAUGAUCUUACUUCCUCUGUUGUGGGAACUCCUAGCUAUAUGUGCCCUGAGCUCCUUGCUGAUAUACCUUAUGGUUCUAAAUCAGAUAUUUGGUCCUUGGGAUGCUGUAUAUAUGAAAUGACCUCGCAUAAGCCUGCAUUCAAAGCAUUUGAUAUACAAUCACUGAUUAACAAGAUUAAUAAGUCUGUAGUGGCUCCGCUGCCAACAAAAUAUUCUGCUGCAUUUCGAGGUCUUGUUAAAAGCAUGCUGCGGAAAAAUCCAGAGCUUAGGCCUAGUGCUGCAGAGCUACUUGGGCACCCACAUCUUCAACCUCAUGUUCUUAAGAUCCAUCUCAAAAUCAAUAGCCCCAGGCGAAAUACGUUGUCAGGUCAUAGUCCAGAAUCCAACUGCAUGAAGAAAACUAGAUUUUUGAAGCAAGAUGAUCCUGUUUCUAUCCCUGGGGAUAAAUGGUAUUCUUUCAGCAAUGAUCGGACUUUAAAUCCUAGUGUAUCUGGAGCAGACCAAGAUUCUCUAUGCUCUACCCUAGAAAUAAAUUGUACUCCUGAUCAUUUGAAUCAAAGAUUAGCUGAACUGUGUGUUGGAGAUAGCCAUGAAGUGAAGUCAAUCCAUAAGCCAGUUGUUUCCAAAACUCCUAGUAUUGCCAAGACUCCUAGUCCUAGACCCACUUCAUCAAAAGCUUCUGCCACCCCCAAGAAAUCAAUGGAAUCCUCAAAAAAUCAUAACGCGCUUCCUGUUUCACGCAAUACCAAACAAACUGUCCAUACGAUUCGCAGAGCAUCAUUGCCGUUGCCAAGAAGUAGUGCCGUUCGGCAGCCUCCUCGCAGGCCCAGUAUUGGUUUUCUUGGCCAUUUAAAUUCGCCCAAUAUUUCAGUUAACACACCCCGUAUUGAUAAGAUAGCAGAAUUCCCAUUAGCAUCAUAUGAAGAUCAAUUUCUUCCCAUCAAUAGACCUUCACCAACAUCUGCGAAGGGUUCCUCAGGCUCCCCUCCUUGUGGCGAUGAUUCAACUUUGAUAGACAAAUGCACAGUUGAGGUAUGUGACAGAGCCUACAUCAAACCUAGUCGUACUGAUGCCUGGCGGGGAAUCAAGCGCAGCAUGUUCAAGGAAAAUGAAGAGGACAAAAGUGACUCAUCUGAUCAACAUGCUACUGCUGGAGCAUCUAGCCACAACUCUUCAGACUUGCGCCGCCGGCAGUUUGAUACUUCAUCAUUCCAACAAAGGGCUGAAGCUUUAGAAGGAUUGCUUGAAUUUAGUGCGAGAUUACUGCAGCAGGAAAGGUAUGGAGAACUUGGUGUUUUGUUAAAACCGUUUGGGCCCGGGAAGGCUUCCCCAAGGGAAACUGCUAUUUGGUUGAGCAAGAGUUUCAAAGAGAACACUUUCAAUCGGGAACAAUCCGCUUAAAGUGCUGCAAUAUCUUACGUAGUCAUGUUUGUAGAGUUCGGUGUUUCUUUCUUUUCACACGGUAACAUUUAAACAGCUGAUUUUUGUAGGUGACAUCUUUUUUUCAUUUACCCCACUUCAUUUUCACUUU